GUAUGACUCACGCAGUAUAUUAAGCCCUGCUGAUUUUAGUUUAGUAUCACAAUCCAGGACAACUAAUCUACAGUACUUACCUGUUCAUCACGAUGAAGCUGAUCCUUUCUCUGACUCUCAUCUGGGAACUCUUCAGCACAGCUGGAGCACUUCAGUGUCAAACUUGCACAAAUCAGCAGUGUUUAACCACGGUACCACUAACAUGUUCCUCAGAGACUGCGUGCGUAACAGCUUCCAUUCAAGCCAAUAUCUCUGGCUCUUCAAUACAGCAACUCUACAAGGCGUGUGCACCGUCCUCCCUGUGUCCAGCCCCAGGUUCUCAGACAUUUUCAGGCAACGUUGGUUUUGCAAAUUCAGUUGUAUCUGCUAAGUGCUGCAACACAGAUAACUGCAACACUGACAUUCUACCUUUCCCUGCGGCUCAGACAAAUAACAGCCUUGAGUGUUUCACCUGUGACCUUUUCACCUCUAAUUGCACCUCUUCAGUACAAUGUAAAGGAGUGGAGGACUCCUGCUUUCAAGCAACAUUGACGAUUGAGUCCACCACUUUUCUAGCCUUUGGCUGCACUUCUGCAAACGUGUGUGCAGCUGCCAGCCAGGGUAGCAUACCUUUCUUGCAAAGUGCCAAUACCACUGGAUCAUCCUGUUGUGGGAGCAGUUUGUGUAAUACUGUCAAAACUACCAGUGGAGCUGGCUGCCGUAUCAAACUGGGUAUGAUCCAUCUGCUGCUUGGACUCCUUAUGUUUACCCUCUGUUAGAAUCCAGAAACAGCUGUGCCUAUGCACCUAGGAAGCCACCAGAAGGACCUUUUAAAGACUGGCUUUGGGUUUACUGCUCACUGACAUCUUUAGUUGGUAUGUACAGGGGCUAAAUCCAAAUGUAGGAAAAAGGGAAUGGAGUCUAGGUAGAUACACAUAAAUGGGGACAAGGGAACACUAUAUUUUACACUACAAUUAUCCAAAAAGGUCUGGUUUUUAAAUAAUGAGGAUUGUCAGAGCCGUGCAGUUACCUGAAAAUAAAGCCCACUAUUGCUAUUGACCAUGUA
This is a messenger RNA of Sander lucioperca (pikeperch), 1045 nucleotides long. RefSeq lists its product as uncharacterized. The coding region runs from base 93 to 758 and encodes 221 amino acids. The transcript is spliced from 6 exons. Lineage: Eukaryota; Metazoa; Chordata; Actinopteri; Perciformes; Percidae. The record is from RefSeq and is a predicted model, not a curated record.